Molecule: messenger RNA, 5881 nt
Organism: Anguilla anguilla (European eel)
Lineage: Eukaryota; Metazoa; Chordata; Actinopteri; Anguilliformes; Anguillidae
Gene: foxn2b
Product: forkhead box N2b
Exons: 6
Coding region: 1190-2575 (461 amino acids)
Biological process (GO): regulation of DNA-templated transcription
Cellular component (GO): nucleus
Molecular function (GO): DNA-binding transcription factor activity; cis-regulatory region sequence-specific DNA binding
Source: RefSeq, a predicted model, not a curated record
GGGCUGACUGGGGUUUCCACUUUCCUCUGGACUUUUGGCUUUUUCCGUCCGGGAUUCUCCUGGUAUGUGUAAUCUGUGGGAAAUGCCAUUGUGGUUGAACAGCAGCUGUCAUUUAAAUGGGCAAAACCACAUCCAAAAAACAAACAAAAACAUAGGUCUAUAAACACAUCGCUUUGUGUUUCAGUGUUUCAUCUUAAGUUUGAAGAGAAAGGCCAAGCAUAGCUAUGAAAUUGGGCGUCACAGCUAGGAGCUUGUAUUCUUUACACAACUUGGUGUCCCCACACUGUGGAGAGUAGCAGUUUGGUGUGAACACACAGAAAUGAAGGAGGCGAAUGCUUUGCCCUUGAUGGAUUUAUCACAAUCACAGGUCUCCAGGGUGGAGAGUGAAUGAAGCAAGAAAAUAUCUCUGGGUGCAGCAUUGACUUGAAAAUCUGUGCUACAAACCAGACAUUUGAAGUUCUCAAUCGAUAAACAUAAAUUGCAUACUUGACAACAUGGAACAGCAUUUACACAAAACUACACUGUACAUAACAUUUAAUUUUGAACACCCCUCUAUGUCUUGUUUAUGACAACACAUUUUCUGUUACUUUCGACACAGUGUUAAAAAGUCUCCCUCUGCAGCACAUAAAUUGUAUAUUUGUAACACAAAAGUAGUAACUUUGGCAGAAAAUGUGUUGAAAGUAACACAAAAGUAGUAACACAAAAAGUGUGUUGGAUUUUAACACAUCAUUUUUGAGAGUGUACAGACAUACUGCUCUGGGUUAUUUAUAACAUAAUUGACCAUGCCUGUGCAAAAAUGUUAAGCUUUAAGUGCCUAGCAGUUUACACUGUUGGGUCCAGUAGUAAAUUGGUUAAUUUGGGCAGAAACUGUCUGCAUAGUUGGGAUAACCAACUCUGUCUAUGACAAGUCAAGGUCUGACAGUGGAGCUGCCUGCAGGAGUCCCCCGUGAAAAUGACGCACAUACUAAUAAUCCUUCCCGUUUUGAUUGGCCAACAUUCUGCCACGCAAGUGGAAGUUCUGAACUGCCUCCCUCCGUCUGUAAUGAAGGGCGAAAUCCGGAGUGCAACUAGAGACUCGCAGUGCUUUGAGUACUAGGUAUUUGCCUUCGAUCAUAUUUAUUUGUGAACAGCUCAACUACAUGAAGAAUGUGACAGAACGUAAGAAAUCAAUUCUGACCCCCCAGGUGCGAUGGGUCCUAUAAUUGGGAUGUCUCCAGACAAGAAAGCAGAAACCCCUGGGCCCCGGGCGGAGCGGACGGGGCUGAGGGCCCUGUUGGGGGCGGGGACCCUGCCCGAAGCAGAGAGCGCCGCCAGCCCCAGGGCCACCAGCCUGGACGGGGUGGGCGGGAUGGUGGGCGGACCCGAAGGCGGGGCUGAGGAUGAGGAGCUCACCAACCUGAACUGGCUCCACGAGAACCUGCUGCAGAACUUCACGCUGGGGGGUCCCGAGGCUCCACCCAGCGGCAGCCCCCUCUUCGACAUCGAGGGAGAGGGAGGCUUGCCCCACGCCCUCUGCUCCUCCCUCUCCUCCUCGGACUCCCCCUCCUCCUCAUCCCUCUCGUCCGCCUCGCUCCCCCGUGGGCGGAGCCGGGAGAAGGACCCUCUCAAGUCCAAACCGCCCUUCUCCUUCUCCCUGCUUAUCUACAUGGCCAUUGAGCAGUCACCUCGCAAGUCCCUGCCUGUCAAGGACAUCUACGGCUGGAUCUUGGAGCACUUCCCCUACUUCGCUAGUGCCCCCACUGGCUGGAAGAAUUCAGUGCGCCACAACCUGUCCCUCAACAAGUGCUUCCGCAAGGUGGACAAGAGCCUAGGCAAGGUGAGUGGCAAGGGCUCUCUCUGGUGCGUGGACCCCAAGUACCGGCCCAACCUGCUGCAGGCCCUGAAGAAGCAGCACCUGCCCACUGGCCAGGCCUUCGGCACGCCCCCUUCCUCCCCGCUCAGUGCCUCCUCACCUCCGCACCACCUCCUCCUGCGUGACCAGUGCUGCUCUGUGAAAGAGUCUGACAUCGAUGCUGCCACUGCCAUGAUGCUCUUAAACUCUGCCCCCGAGCACCACCCUGAACCAUAUGGUCGGGAUGGCCCUAUAGAUCUCUCCCAGAGGGACCUGGUGGUGGUAAGCAGGGACCCGAAACAGGACCAUAACUACAGCAGCGUACCCCAGCAGCACCGGCCGCCCCGCUCCAGGUCCUCGUCCCUGUCCUCCCUGGACGAGGGCUCGGGACGCGCGCCCCGCAAGACGCACCGCGCCGGCAGCGAGGGUUUCCACAGCAACGAGGACUCCGACCCUAGCCCCGACCUCGGCCCCGGCGCCGGGGGGGAGGCGGCAAAGGCGGGGCCCGGCCAGAGAGGCGCCCGGGGCCGCCCGGGCCGGCGCGCGAAGCCGACGCCCCCCGGUCGCGGCCACGCCCAUGCCUCGGUGGAGGUCCCGAGGAAGAGGGCGUGGCUGGAGGCCAAGGCCGAGGUGGACGAGGAACUGAAGGAGGCGGCGGGGUCCCUCCUGCACCUGGCCGGGAUCCGCACCUGCCUGGAGGCUUCCAAACGCACAGCCAGAAGCAAAAAACUCUCCAGGAAGUGAAGAGAUGACCCUUGACCUCUGAUCCCUGCAUCUUGGCUUCCUUCUCCUCUGUUUUUGUGACUCAUCCCAUUUUCCACACAUCCUUUUCCCUGCACGUGGGGAAAAUCCCCUUCAUCCAACAGAAAUAGCAAUAUAAUCAUUGACAAAGGAGAAAUUAAGCCAUAUUGUGACUUUUUUGACUUAUAAAAUAAAAUGAAUUCAUACAUUUUAUAAAACACCCCACAGAAAUUAGCUACCAACAACACCCGUUGGAUCUACAAAUGGGUGCAAUUUGUGGGAUUGUAGAAAAAAGGGUCACCAAAAAAUGUUCACACGAAGACUUGCAUGCUUCCAGCUCACAAAAGAGAAGAUGAGCAUGGACAUUUCUGAUGAAUUCCUGGCUAGCCUGUGCCACAGCGUGGUUUCCUUAAAACUUCAAAAAAAGAAAAGAAUGAAGAUGCCACUGCUUGUUUUGGAUUAAAGACUAAGACUUUGUUUCCCUGAAUAUGAUACAAAGAGAAAUGCAAUAAUUGUUGUUUAAAAACAAACCUGUUAUUUUAUUUUUGUAAUGCUGUUUUCGUAUUGUGUCUUUUUGAGGGUUUCUCUGUUGGGCAAGGAUGCUUGGAUACCAGGGGGUGUGUCUGACCACACCUCUGCACCCCUGAUUGGUUCAGACUUCUGUCCGUUCUGUGUCAGUUGCCCUGGAGGUUCCGGAAUCCUGCCCUGUGGCAGGAGAUCUGUGUGUAGGGCCACAACUGGGCUCGCAGAAAGGCCAAAACACAAGGUCCCGCUGAUCUUGGUGCUUGGUCACCGCGAUGAAAAUCCAGUCAGCACCCCGAGACUUCCCUCUUCCUCCUUAUCCUCACGUUCCUCUUCUUGCUAUCAAUGUUAUUGUCAUGAAAUAAUUAGGUUCCUUAUAGUAUUUUUUCCACUUUCUCCAGGCCAUGUGUGAUCUUCUGGAAAAAAGAAAAAAAAAUUACUGCCCUUGGUUGUUUCCAUGUGUUCAAAUGGGGGGGGGGGGGGCAUGGCAUUAAGCAAUAGGUGUGAGCAUUCCAACAUGAACGGGAAUGGUGGGGGGUUGCCCAAUGAAGCACCAAUUUAAACAUCACCGUUUCUGCUGUCUUUAACACAUGAGCUUAGGCAAGCAUUGGUGGGCUAUCUUGCUUUUUUUUUGCUCAGAGGUGGCACUUUUGGGGAACGGUUUUGCCGGAAGGGUAUAAAACAUGGAAUCUGGGAAUGCUGAGUGUGCAUGUAUGUGUGUGUGCGCGUGUGUGUUUGUGUAUUUCAGGGUGUAGUGGGUUAAAGAGGACUGGUUCCGCAGGAGACUCUGAGAGGAAUAGUUUACAAACAACAAAACAACAGUUUACCCUGAACUCCAUUAGCUGUAGGGCAGUUAUACCUGGAGAGUUUCCUCCGACCUACCUUAGCUGUAGGUCAGUUGUACCUGAAGUGUGUCCACUGACCCACGUUAGCUUCAGGUCAGUUAUACCUGAAGAGUUUCUUCUCAUUCACUUUUCCACUUGUAAACAUACUUUUUUCUUUCCCCUCUGCUGGUCCUCUUUUGACCUUACAGUCCUUUGUGGUUCAUUUUAAUCUUGUUGGCUGUUUAGGAUUUUUUUUUUGUUGUUGAAAAACUCAUGUUAACAAAAGUGUUACAGUCCUUGUUAUUUCUUUGUAUUGGGCAUGUCCAGUGAGUGAUAUGCUUUUCAUAUGUUCACCUGGUGAUGGAGGGUGGAGCUAUGGCAGGGGCUUUGAGAGGGGUGGGGGUGGGGAUGGGGUUGUUGGGGCCAUGGAGACAGUCUCAGACAGUCUCAGACAGUCUCAUGAUAUGCGUUUGCAACUCUAGGAGUCUGCUCACCCACCCUGCAUUGUCAUCAAACUGAGAAUUUCCUGUUUUUGGGAGGAAGUGAGACACAAUGAGAAACCCUAAACAAAACUGCAAAAGAAAAAAAGCAGCACUGACAGAGAGCUGGAAAAAAAAUGUAAUUGGUAUUCAUUGUGAGUGGGGAUCAUGUGCCAGAAAUACAGGAAGUGACAAUGAGCUGGUCAGGGUUCCUAUGGCAACUGCCUGAAUUUUGUUAUUGUGGUUUUAGACCCCAGGGAUAUUGAUGCUGAGGACAGGGAGUACAUUUCUGUGUUUUUCUUUGACAGGGUGUUUGCAUUGAGACUGAAGUUCACAUUUAAGUGAACCAGUCCUGAUGGUGUCAGGACAACCUGGACACCCCUCUUCCAGUGCAUGAUGGUUUGAUCCUUCACGCAGGGCCUCUUGUGUCAUUGGCUAUGGGCAGUAAUCUAUUCCUGGAAAUUGGUCUUGUGAAUUAACCCGAAUAGAGGUCAACAUAUUUUAUGUGGAUUUCAUUCACGUUUGUGAGUGUGUAAAACACUGCCAUCGCAAAGUGUGUGUGUGUUUGUGCUCACAAAACACUGUUGUCACAAAAACAAGUUUUCUUCAUUUGUACGAGCUGAAAAAACGCAAAUGAAAUAGAAAAGGCAACAUUCCCAAAUGGGCAUCACCAUACAGACAGGGAGGUAGAGGGGUGGCUCCAUUGAGGAUUGUGUGCUGCCAGCACCAGUAAACCCUGUACAGCAGUCUCCUGAGGUGGCAUGGUGGUCAGAAGAAAUCCACAGGUCCUGUUUCAGCAUAAGUAAUUUUUUUUUACUUUAUCGCAGGAGAGCGAGAUCCCAAGCCGGUGUACUGCCAUCCCCUUUGUGGGUCUACUCCCAGAGCUAUCCCACAGUUCCGUGCAGCAGUUGCUCCCACGGAAACCUGUGAUCUAGCAUCUAUUGAAUUAACUCAUUACCCUAAUUCACAAUGUGCAUGCACUGUGGUUGGUACCACAGAAAGCUCUGUCUGCUCACAAUGGAAUGUACCAACUCUGUUCAGGGUGGACAAUAGGUUUUGGGAAGCGUGUGGGGGAGGUUCUGAGGACAGUGUGUGAAAGUUAUUUCCAGAGCCCCCAAGUGUUUGUCCAAUCAGGGCAGUCCAGGAAACCUGGGCCAUUGAUAAUAUUGACAUACGUGGGCUGCCUGGGUGAUAUAUAGUGAAAGGGUUGGUUUAUUAUUUCAUGCCUGUUACUGAACAUCGAUGAGAGUUUCAAAACAAUAUUAUUAUGACAAUUUUUUGUUUGUUUAUCUAAUGUAAAGCUGCCAAUCCAGUGAGUGUUCGCAUCAGUUGUCUGCCAUGUCUGUUAGACAGACACAACCUUUGGUUUUUGUAUGCUAACCUGUGUUAAUAAAAUGUUUAUAAAGUUUAUUUUCGCCAAAGAUAUGCAAUUGCAUUAUAUAUGGUGUUACUGAAUAAUAAUAAAAAAAAUCUUUGUUUUAUGA